Molecule: messenger RNA, 1087 nt
Organism: Linum tenue
Lineage: Eukaryota; Viridiplantae; Streptophyta; Magnoliopsida; Malpighiales; Linaceae
Source: the annotation of a GenBank genome assembly
UUGCUUCAGGGGCCUUCUCGCGUGUCGCCCUUGCGUUGCACUAUUGCAUGGGCCUGGCCCACCCCACCAAUAACAUUCCAAUACUUUUCUCGGUCCGCUUCUUUUUCAGGAUGGCCUUUCAAUUCUGCUAAUUAUCCGACGCCGUACAACGCGUUUCUUAAUCAUCUGCAAACUCCUGCAGCCAUUGAAAGAGGAGAGCCAAACCCCUCAGAUCCGAUCCGCGACUCUCCUUUCGCCGCCGCCUUCAACUGCAUUUCCACUCUCCUUCUCAGAUCUGAGUUUUUCCCCACUACAAUGGCGACCAAGUCAUCGCUUCUUCUAGUCUUCCUCCUCCUCGGCUCCCUCUCACUCAGCGCCACCACCGCCGCACAGACUCCCAAUCCAUCACCCCCGGCCGACUCCGACCCCAAUUCUCCUUCUCCUACUCCAUCUCCCGAAUCCGGAUCUCCAUCCCCCGUUUCCAACUCCCCGCACCUCUCGCCUCCUGCGCCUCCAACCUCAGAUCUACACUCCCCUGCCUCCGGUCCUGCUCCGAGUCCGACUCCAGCUGAUGAAAACUCUCCAGCGCCUUCCCCAUCGGAAGCAGUGGACGGGAACAAGAGCGGCAGCGCGAUGGCGACGGAAGACGGCGAGAUCGCGAAUUCGUCCGGGAUGAGCGGCGGGAAGAAGGCGGGAAUCGCGGUGGGACUAGUAGCGGCGGUGUGCGUCGUCGGGAUCGGCGGGAUGGUUUACCGCAAGAGGCAGCAGAAUUUGAGGAGGGCGCAGUUCGGUUCCGCCGCCAGGGCGGAUCUCCUGUGAGGAUGAAAGCAACCACAACCUGGAAACGGCGACGGUUCGCGGUUCACUCCCACCGCCGGUAAAUACGGAUUUUUUUCUUUUUCCCACGGUUAAAAGAAAAGGGAAGAAACAAAAGAUGUGGUUUAUAUAGUAAUUAAUUGAUAUAUUUCUCUAGUUUUUUUUUAAUUUUAAUUUCCGAUUUAAUUUUAAUUACGAUUGGAUUCGUAAUUUUGGUUUAAUCAUCAUUAUAUGAUUGGUAUUUUAUAUUGAUCUUGUAUUGUUUACGUACGGAAUGGUUUUUGAUUAUUCA